Messenger RNA from Raphanus sativus (radish), 2171 nucleotides. Its product is annotated as UPF0481 protein At3g47200-like. NCBI's taxonomy places the organism in Eukaryota, Viridiplantae, Streptophyta, Magnoliopsida, Brassicales, Brassicaceae. The coding region runs from base 155 to 1420 and encodes 421 amino acids. The transcript has a single exon. The record is from RefSeq and is a predicted model, not a curated record.
UCUCCGUUUCUUCCUUUCAAAGGAACGUUGCCUUUGUAUAUCUUCUUCUCAGAGUAUUCCUCAACUUCCUCUCUUUUUCUCUCUAGAUGUUCUCUAUUUUUUUCUUGUUUCUUUAAAACGUCUCUAAACGCUUCUGUGGCACUGAACUGAGUACAUGGAAGGUAUGGAUAGGAGGAGUGAAGGUGCAGGUGCAGGUUCCCUUGCAGAUUCCAUCAAAGCAAAGCUGGAAUCUCUGCCUUCUCUUUCAAGCAAGUGUUGUAUCUACAAGGUGCCCAAUAAGCUCCGAAGGCUCAACCCUGAUGCAUAUUCACCUCGGUUUAUGUCUAUUGGUCCGUUUCAUCACGGUAAAGAAGAGCUCCAAGCCAUGGAAGAGUAUAAAUACAGGUACUUGCAUAGCUUUCUCACUAGAACAAGCUUUAGUUUAGAGCAACUUGUUGGAGUUGCAAGGACGUGGGAAGAGAAUGCUCGGAGUUGUUACGCAGAAGAUGUGGAACUUAACAGCGACGAGUUUGUUAAAAUGUUAGUUGUGGAUGGGAGCUUCUUGGUUGAAUUUAUUUUGAGAUAUGGUUAUCAUGGGCUCAGAGGCGAGAACGAUCGCAUAUAUGGGAAGCCAUGGAUGAUCACCGACGUGUUUCAUGACAUUGUUUUGAUAGAAAACCAGUUACCCUUUUUUGUGGUGAAGAGUUUGUUUGAUCUCUUGUCUUCUGACUACCAACAAGGAACAGAUUCAGUCAGACAGAUUAUUCAUUUCUGCUUCAGUCGUUACUUGAGAAUGUUUGAUGCAAACUUAAAACCAGAGCCAGAUCAUUUCGUCGAUGUUUUGAGGUCUUUUUAUCUGCCAGAGGUUCCAAUGGAAGUGGAAGAAACCACAACAUUGAAGAUCUCCAAUGCACCGGAAGCAACUGAGCUUCUCAAUGCCGGUGUUACGUUCAAGCCAGUAGAGACCAGUAGUUGUUUUCUUGAUCUUAAAUUUGCUGAUGGAGUGCUGGAGAUUCCUACCAUCGCCGUCUCUGACAGAACGGAAACCAUCUACAGAAACAUCAUUGUGUUUGAACAAUGCCAUUGCUCAGAUAAGAUCUUCAUCGAGUACACCAGACUGCUCAGUUGUUUCAUUGGAUCCCCUGCAGGUGCAGACAUACUCAUCCGCAGUGGGAUCUUUGUGAACCAUCUUGGAAACUCAGAAGAUGUUUCAAAGUUGUUUAGUAGCAUGUGCCAAGAGGUUAACUUUGGUGCAAAAUUUCACUUUCAGAGCCUCUCUAAGAACCUACACGCUUACUGCAACACACCAUGGAACAGGUGGAAGGCGGUUCUGAGACGUGACUAUUUCCAAAAUCCUUGGUCAGUUGCUUCUGUUUUGGCUGCUGUGCUUCUCCUCAUCCUCACUUUCAUUCAAGCUAUAUGCUCUAUCUUGGCCCUGUGAGUGUUACCACAGGUACUUACAUCUUCUGGGAUAUCAUUUUGGUUCCCUAACUCAAUAAAUAAAUAAUAUUCUUAUGGAAUAUAAUAAAUAUUUGUAUUAUCACAACAGACAGCAGUCAUGUCCUGACAAGACUUUGUACUGAGUCUUGCCAUGGCUUGAGCUGAACUACUUUCUUUGUUAAGUCCCUGAUGCAGCCUACAUUCUUUUCCAUAUCGGCUUUGGUUUUCUUUGUUUCCUUAUCUACUCAGUUUUACUUAAAGCUUUAUGUUUCCUUUUUAUUUAUGGAUAAGGAAGAGUUAUAAUUCCUUUUUCUAAUCAGCAUUGGUGUUUUGCUUUCAUAUAUAUAGUCGAUGCCUAGGUGUUGUAAGGUCACGACAUUGAUAAAUAAUAUAUUCUGAGUUUUUUAUAAACUCAAACCCCCUUGUUAUCGGAUAGUACCUCGACUCUCAACUAUCUCAAGAAUACAACUAAUCUAGGUAUUCUAAGAAUCAAUAGAUUACUUGUGUUAUACGUAGUCACGACUACACCAGUCCCCUAUCUCAAUGUAUCAAAAUUAUGUCUUAUUUUACAAUUUUUGCAUGUUCAUAUAUGUAUGUAGAAUUGUAGCAUCAGAACAUACAUCAUUCAGAUCCUGACAUGACUUUCAGACUUUGUACUGAAUCUUGCAAUAUCUUGAACUAUUUGCUUUGUUAAGGGGACUAGAAAUACAUUUAAAAAAUAUAUAUAUAUAUUUAAGGCAAGGAGACUAUCU